AUGAUCGGACCCAAAAAACAUCUAGUAACCAAAUAUCUAACUAGGGCCACUCGCUUCGGCGAUAAAGUUACUGACCAAUUCCACGAGCUGACCUCUAUCCGUCGAGUUUCAUGCCCCCUAGUUGACUGGGUAGUCAACCUGAUGAAGGCGUAUAUUGACAUCCAGCCUUGCUACAGAGCACAAACAAGCCACCCAAGAACCGUAACUAACUAG
This is a messenger RNA of Nannizzia gypsea CBS 118893, 213 nucleotides long. RefSeq lists its product as hypothetical. The record is from RefSeq and is a predicted model, not a curated record. The transcript is spliced from 3 exons. The coding region runs from base 1 to 213 and encodes 70 amino acids. NCBI's taxonomy places the organism in Eukaryota, Fungi, Ascomycota, Eurotiomycetes, Onygenales, Arthrodermataceae.